AUCCGCCCUUCCUACAUGCAAGUCCAAGACCAAACCUCAAGUGGGCAAGGGCAACGGCAAGGGCGACAAAGGAAAAGGCAAGGUUCAUAAUGAUAAUCCACCCCCUGGUGCACCAUACAGCUUUACAGAGGAGCGGGAGGAGGCAAUCGCUCGCUGGGUAGAGAGUAAGAAGCUCCUUUAUGACAUGAAAGACAAACAGUACAAAGACAAGGCUUUAAGGAGGCAAUUGUGGUAAGGAAAGGCUGCGGAGUACGAGGUAGAUUAUGAUUCAAUUCAAAGAUAGUACCACACACAAAGGACUCGAUUCUCGAAGAUGCGAGAGGGCCAACCCAACAAGAAAUCCCAGCACAGGUCCGGUGAUGGUUUGUCAAAUGGUGAAGAGGAACAUCCCAACCCUACUGAAGAGGCCAGUGAGAAUGAUAGUGACCGUGAUAGGUUCAUCCGACUGGUCUUUGGGUUCCUGAAGCCACACAUCAGACGUCACAAAAAGGAUACACCAGCUAGUUUUAAGGACAAGUUGGUCCUGGCUGAGACGGGUGAGCUGGCUGGGAGUGACGACAGUACCAUGGCAGUCAGUCUUGCAGACGAACCCAGGGAGCCCACUAAGAAGUAUACUGGCUACCCUACACCGAGACCUCCUUCCAGGACAAGAAGAGCUGCCAAGGACCGAUCUGAGUCUCCAACCAUGGAGAUGAGAGCUACCACAGCAUCAAAUGAUCUCCAAGAUAGACUGGUUAACUUCAUCACUCGAGAACAGGAAGUCAACAGAGCCACACCUUUCUGCAGGUACCUGAAAACUGAACUGGAUCGUCUACAUGAUGCCUAA
This is a messenger RNA of Saccostrea cuccullata (small rock oyster), 826 nucleotides long. RefSeq lists its product as uncharacterized. The record is from RefSeq and is a predicted model, not a curated record. The coding region runs from base 314 to 826 and encodes 170 amino acids. The transcript is spliced from 3 exons. NCBI's taxonomy places the organism in Eukaryota, Metazoa, Mollusca, Bivalvia, Ostreida, Ostreidae.